This is a messenger RNA of Marchantia polymorpha subsp. ruderalis, 3823 nucleotides long. NCBI's taxonomy places the organism in Eukaryota, Viridiplantae, Streptophyta, Marchantiopsida, Marchantiales, Marchantiaceae. The record is from the annotation of a GenBank genome assembly.
AGUGCGAUGCAUUGAGUUGUUAUCCGCGUCAAAAUAGUCCUUUCUGACUGACGAGGCACGAGUUCCCGGCAACAGGAAACCAUAUCCGAUGUAAAGUAAUGUUGUGCAGUGAAUCAGAUAGACAGAUAAAACGGCGUCCUUGGAGUUUCCUUUUCUGAAACAAGAUCCUCCGGCUUCCUUCUGUCCUUCGCAAGGCUGCUGCAGAAGGAGCGUUUUGUCCUGCGCCUUCCGUCGGUGGGGCCCAAGACGGUCAAUACAGAUAGAGAUGGAGGGUUUUAGGUGACGAGGCAGCGAUUGGCACGAGGUUUCCGUAUAAUAUAAGCAUGCAUGCAACGCUCGCCUGCAGUUUCAGGUUCCAUGCUCCGAAUGUGGCGAGGCGAGGACGAGAAGGAAAAGAGGGUGGUGGGCAAUUGAAACGAGAGAUGGCGAGUGUUCGAGUGAGGGACUGAGGGGUUUGACUCAGGGGAGAGAUCAGGGGAGAGAGCGAAAAGGAAAGAAUUUGAGACUCGUUGCUGUCGCGAUGGGAGCACCGAUCUGGUGGGUCGUGGUUCUUUUGGUUCUUGGUUUGUCUGCGACUGUAAGUGUAGCAGAAUCUCAUCGACAAAAGCUCGGCCUGUGCUCUAAGAAGUCUAAUGAUGAUGAUGACGACGAUGAGUCCCCCUACAACACCGACGCGGGCCCAGUUCCCGAUAAGCUCAAUGUGCACCUAGUCCCCCACACACACGACGAUGUCGGGUGGCUGAAGACGGUUGAUCAGUACUUUGUCGGCUCCAAUAACACUAUCCAGGUUGCAGCUGUUCAGUACAUCAUCGGCUCGGUCAUUGAUUCUCUGCUAAAGAAUCCCGAUCGCAAGUUCAUUUACGUCGAGCAGGCAUUCUUCCAGCGCUGGUGGAGAUUGCAAAACAAGCAGAUGCAAAAGAAAGUGAAGAAGCUAGUGGAGAAGGGACAGCUCGAGUUCAUCAAUGGUGGAUGGUGCAUGCAUGAUGAGGCGACCACACAUUACUUAGAUAUGAUCGAUCAAACUACCCUUGGGCACCGGUAUAUCAAAGAUCAGUUUGAUGUCGCUCCUCGGAUCGGCUGGCAGAUUGAUCCAUUUGGACAUUCUGCUGUUCAAGGCUACCUUCUUGGAGCCGAGGUCGGUUUUGAUGCAUUAUUUUUUGCUCGAGCUGAUUAUCAAGACAAAGCCAAGCGCCAGGCGGAUCGCACUAUGGAAUUUAUUUGGCGUGGAUCUAAAACCCUGGGGGCGUCUGCCCAGCUCUUCGGUGGACUUCUAGGACAUCACUACGAUCCGCCACCAGAAUUUAGAUAUGAUAUUCACUCGGAAGCACCACUAUUCCAGGACGAUCCACUCUUAUAUGACUACAACGUGGAAGAGCGCGUUGAGCUCUUUGUAAAACUUGUUCAAGAACAGGCUGCUCAAUUCCGUACAAACCAUACAAUGUGGACCAUGGGAGAGGACUUCGCGUACGAAUAUGCGGAAACCUGGUUCAAGCAGUUGGACAAGCUCAUUCACUAUGUAAACUUGGAUGGGCGCGUGAACGUGUUUUAUUCCAGUCCCUCAAUGUACUUGGACUCCAAGCACGCCGCAAAUGAAACGUGGCCCGUGAAAGAGGACGACUUCUUUCCCUAUGCAGACUGUCCACACUGUUACUGGACGGGAUAUUUCACUAGUCGACCGGCUUUGAAGCGUUACGUGCGGAGACUAAGCGGAUUCUUGCAGGCAGCGAGACAACUUGAGUUUCUAGUUGGUAAAAAUGAGACGGGCCCGAACACAGAUUCCCUGGAGGAGGCAAUGGCUAUAGUACAGCAUCAUGAUGGAGUUAGUGGUACAGAGAGGCAGCAUGUCGCCAACGAUUAUGCCAAAAGGUUAUCCAUAGGUGCCGCCGAGGCAGCAGAAGUUAUCAGCACAGCUCUCAACCGCUUAAUUAGUGGGAACGUGCCCAAACCCGAUACGAAGAAGAAGGAAAAAGUCACUGCAAAGAAAUUGCUUAAAGAUCCAAAAUACGUAAUUCAGAUGCCUUCGAGUGAGGAAGUUUCAAAUGAAAGCCUGAAAUUCGAACUGUGCUUCCUUCUCAACGUCAGCUACUGCCCACCUACUGAAGUUGAUCUUUCAGGUGGAAAAACCUUGGUAGUGGUUGCGUAUAAUCCUCUUGGUUGGCCACGAGAUGAGAUGAUAAGGAUCCCGGUAACAAAUUCGGCACUUACAGUAACAGACUCUGACGGUCAAGCCAUACCCUCUCAACUGGUUCCCUUGAGCAAAAUUGCGAAAGGUCUUCGCGAGAAGUACGUCAUGGCACAUGAAGGUGUCCAUGCAGGAAAAGGAGAUCUUUCCUAUCUAGUGUUUCAAGCUUCUGUUCCUCCUGUUGGGUAUCGAACUUUUCAUAUUAGAGCAUCCGUACCAGGCUCUCCACAAUCUGCAGAGCACGCUUCUGUAGAACAAAACAAUGAGAGAGCCGGUCAUGUUAAGCUUAAGUCAAGCGGUGCACAUAUUCAGAUUUCUCUUCAAACAGGGAGAAUUGAAAAGAUGAAGGACGUGAAGACGGGUGUUAUAGCUGACGUUGAGCAGUCAUACUGCUGGUACAACGCCAGCGUUGGUAAUGCAUUUGAGAGCCAGGGUCAGGCAUCUGGAGCUUAUAUUUUCCGACCAAACAGUUCAGAAUGUUUUCCUCUUGGAACUCCUGAUGACACAGUCCAGUUAACAGUAAUACGAGGACCGUUAGUAGAAGAAGUCCACCAAACCUUUUCUCCCUGGAUAAGUCAGGUGGUCAGGCUUUACAGCAAUGCAGACCACGCUGAGAUCGAAUUCACGGUUGGACCGAUCCCUGUCGAAGAUGGCCUCGGAAAGGAGGUUGUUACCAAAGUUUCAACAAAUCUUGAAAGUAAUGGAGAGUUUUAUACAGAUUCCAAUGGACGUGAUUUUCUUAAGCGAGUUCGUAACUAUAGAUCAGACUGGACGUUGAAUGUCACUGAGGAAGUGGCAGGUAACUACUAUCCGCUAAAUCUGGGCAUCUAUCUCGCGGACAAUGAAACUGAAUUCUCCGUUCUGGUGGAUCGAGCCCUCGGAGGCGGAAGUAUACGAGAUGGAGAGUUGGAGAUCAUGCUGCACAGGCGGAUGCUACGUGAUGAUGGCAGAGGAGUAGGCGAUGUUCUCAACGAGGUUGUAUGCACAGGUGAUCCUGAAACAUGUGAAGGUUUGACGGUGCAAGGAACCUACUACUUACAUGCAAGUUCAAAGACCGAAGCACCAAAAUGGCGGAGAUCAUAUGGACAAGAAUUACUCUUCCCCGUACAACUUGCUUUCACGGUUCUCGAGAGCAGCGAAGCAAAUGUAGGGCCUGCUCUCAACUUCUCUCUCCUGGCUAGUGACUACUCCCUCCCACCGAACGUAGCCCUUCUGACUCUACAGGAGUUAGAAGAAGGGGAUGUGUUAUUCCGCCUUGCCCAUCUUUACGAGAUUGGGGAAGAUGAUAUCCUUUCUGCAGUUGCAAAUGUGGACACUCAGGCAUUGUUUGGAAAAAAACGGAUUGACAAGAUCGAAGAAGUGACUCUUACAGCAAACCAGAAGAAAUCCGAUGUGAAUCCAUUGCAAUGGAACGUCGAAGGGAAUAUAAGCUCAACUGUUCCACUACGUGGACAUCACCAUAAGAAGCACGAAGUUUUGGUGGAACUUGGUCCUAUGGAAAUCAGAACCUUCAUAGUCUCCUUCGAGUGAGGAGUUUUGAGAUAACGAAGUGUACAGCUAGACAUGGUGUCAGACUUUUUGAAAAGUCUGAUGUUUGUAAAGUUCUCCUUAUAUAUAACUAAAACAUUCUCAUCGAAGUGC